GAUAAAUCGCGACAUCUCGUCCUCAUGCUCGCGUCUAGAGGAUAAAAUUGAGCACAAGGAUCUCCGACUAUGAACAACUUUCCGCCGACACCUGCGCAGUGGCAGGAGGCGCGUGCUCCAGAUGGCCGCACCUACUACUACAACGCAGUCACGAAGGAAACAACAUGGACGAAGCCGGCAGAGAUCAUGACGCCUCUAGAGAAGGCGCUCGCGUCCCAACCAUGGAAGGAAUACUCCACCCCCGAAGGCCGGAAGUAUUACUACAAUCCCGAGUCAAAGCAAACAGUUUGGGAGAUGCCUGCAGAAUAUCGUGAGGCUCUCAGUUCUGUUCAACUUCCUCCUAAACCUGCGCAGCCCGCUCCAGCCUUUGUCGCAGGCGGCAGUACCGCCCUCACAUCCUACUCAACCCCUCGCGAUGCCGGUACACCGUUUGAUUCGAGGGCGCGCAACGAUGGUAUCCAACUGCCGGUCACGAAAGAGGUGGUGCCAGAUUACUCCAGCUUCGAGGAGGCAGAAGCAGCCUUUAUGAAACUCCUGCGCCGUUCCAACGUGCAGCCUGAAUGGACUUGGGAACAGACGAUGAAAGCGACCAUCAAGGACCCGCAGUACCGAGCGUUGAAGGACCCAAAGGACAGAAAGGCAGCCUUUGAGAAGUUUGCAGUCGAGGUUCGGCAACAAGAACGAGAAAAGGCCAAGGAGAGACUGGCUAAGCUACGCACAGAUUUCAGCAACAUGUUGAAAACGCAUCCGGAAAUCAAACAUUACAGUCGGUGGAAGACGAUACGGCCGAUUAUCGUAGGAGAAACCGUCUUUCGAUCUACCGACGACGAAGAGGAGCGCAAGCAGUUGUUCGAGGAGUACAUCGUAGAGCUCAAGAAACAGCAUCUCGAGCAACAGGCUGCGAACCGAAAAUCUGCCCUGGACGACCUCGUCGCCAUACUCAAAGCUCUUGACCUUGAGCCGUACACCAGAUGGUCUCAGGCACAGGAGAUACUUGAACAGAACGAAAGAAUCAAAAGCGAUGAGAGGUAUAAACUUCUGAGUAAGUCAGAUGUCUUGACGGCCUUUGAGAACCAUAUCAAAUCACUGGAAAGAAGUUUCAAUGAUGCGCGUCAACAGCAGAAAUCCAGCAAAGCUCGGCGUGAGCGACAGAACCGGGAUCGAUUCAUUGAACUACUUCAGAGCUUGCGAAGCCAAGGCAAGAUCAAGGCCGGCACAAAAUGGAUGAACAUACUACCAUCAAUUGAGGAAGACCCCAGGUAUGUUGCAAUGCUGGGUCAGGCUGGGUCAACGCCGUUGGACUUGUUUUGGGAUGUCCUCGAAGAAGAGGAACGAGCUCUUCGUGGGCGAAGGAAUGAUGUCUAUGAUGUUCUCGAGGACCAACGCUAUGAAGUUACACCAAAGACUUCCUUCGACGAGUUUCUUGAUAUCAUGCAUACUGAUCGAAGAACAGCGAGUAUCGACCGGGAUGCUCUUGAGCUCAUAUUCCAGCGCUUACAUGAGAAGGUCACCAAGCGGAGCGAAGACGAAAAACACGCUGCUGGUCGUCAUCAACGUCACGCGGUCGAUGCUCUCCGCUCGCGAAUCAAACAUCUCGACCCUCCCGUUCGCAUUGCUGAUACCUGGGAGACAGUCAAGCUUCGGGUUGAAAAGACUGCUGAGUAUCAGGCGGUCGAGAGCGAUGACUUGCGGAAGUCUGCGUACGAGAAGGUUAUCAAGCGCCUGAAGGAAAAGGAGGAGGAUGUGGAUAGGGACCGUGAACGCAGACAUUCAAGACGUGAAGAAGAUCGUGACCGCCGUAACGGCCAUCGCGGCGAAGCCAGACACGGACGAGCAUCGAGAUCACCCGAGCCUGACGCCUACGAAGCCGACCGCCGCAAAGCCAUGGCUGCCAGGGAGAAACAAUACCGCAAGACCAGCUCUCUAGGUCUGAGUCCACCUCCCUCGUCUUACCGUGAUCGUGAGAGACGCGAGAGGGAUGAAAGACACGGCCGUCUCGACCGUGAUCGCAGUCCACCUUCUCGACACAUGAGCACGUACGAUCGCGAACGCCGUGAUCGUGAGGAAGAAAGAGAGCGCCUGUAUCGAUCGCGAGCGGAUCCUCGCAGUAGUCGAGAUGAAUUGAACUAUGGCGAGGAGUCCAAAAGUGUGGCUGGAAGUGAACGAAGACGACGCCGAGGCGACGGUAGCGAUGCCGAAAGCGUUGAGAGUGGCCGUCGAAGUGCAAAGCGGUCUCGCCGUGAGACUGUUACGUCUCGGGAGAAAGCUAAGAGCAAGACACCCGAGCCUGUAAAGUCAGAGCAAGAUGCUGAGCCAAUUGGCGUGCACUCUGGCAGCGAGGAGGGAGAGAUAGAAGAAGACUAGAUUUGUUGUGGACGGGUUUGAUUUCACUCAAGGUUAGUCGACCGUGGCAUCAUCCUUCUCCGCGGUGGCCAUAAUCUCAAGCUUGAGCUGAAGGUAGAUCAGUGGAAAGACCGAAUCCUCUCCUAUUCGACCGCGUUGCGGUUGAGUCGUGAGGAUAGAUAUUUUGCUUGGAGACGAACGGCGAGGUCUUUCAAAACUUGGCUUCUUCGGUAUGUAGCGUCCACUUACCGAUUCUAAUUUCUCAAUUGCAGCAAUCUUUCAACUUGUCG
This is a messenger RNA of Exophiala oligosperma, 2633 nucleotides long. RefSeq lists its product as uncharacterized. Bases 70 to 2364 code for a protein of 764 amino acids. Gene Ontology annotation, molecular function: RNA binding; protein binding. Gene Ontology annotation, cellular component: U2-type prespliceosome; U1 snRNP. The transcript is spliced from 2 exons. Gene Ontology annotation, biological process: mRNA cis splicing, via spliceosome. Lineage: Eukaryota; Fungi; Ascomycota; Eurotiomycetes; Chaetothyriales; Herpotrichiellaceae. The record is from RefSeq and is a predicted model, not a curated record.